This is a messenger RNA of Cucurbita moschata (crookneck pumpkin), 1448 nucleotides long. Its product is annotated as salicylate carboxymethyltransferase-like. The record is from RefSeq and is a predicted model, not a curated record. The coding region runs from base 266 to 1357 and encodes 363 amino acids. Gene Ontology annotation, biological process: methylation. NCBI's taxonomy places the organism in Eukaryota, Viridiplantae, Streptophyta, Magnoliopsida, Cucurbitales, Cucurbitaceae. The transcript is spliced from 4 exons. Gene Ontology annotation, molecular function: S-adenosylmethionine-dependent methyltransferase activity.
UUAAUACUGUUUGAAUCAAUAGCCAACAUGAUGGCCCCUCCCAAGAAGGCAAGUAAAUAGGCACUAUUCAUGAAAGAAAAUAUCAUAAAAAAGAACAUGAGGCCAGAAAAAGAAAGAAAAAAAAGGGAGACAAAAAAACUUUCGUACUUCAUCAAAUUCUACCAUUAAAAGGGGCAUUGAACAACACAAAGAACUCAUCCAAGUAGAGAAGAACAAGAACAAGAACCAAACCCAGAACCAGAACCAGCUCCAAAUCUUCACCCAUAUGGAUAUUGAAAAAGUUUUCCACAUGAAUGGUGGAAUUGGCAACAAUAGCUAUGCCAAAAACUCCCAUCUUCAGAAGAAAGGUUCAGAUAUGGUAAAGCACAUAACAAUGGAGGCCAUAGAGCAAGUUUACCUUUCCACCGGCGCUCCUGCGAGCUUCGGCAUCGCCGAUCUGGGCUGCUCCUCCGGUCCAAAUUCGCUAUCGAUCGUCAAAGAAAUAAUCCAAGCCGUUCAAUCGCUAAGCUCCAGUCAUCUCCAGCCGCCGCCGGAGUUCCGCGUCUAUUUGAACGACCUUCCGACCAACGAUUUCAAUUCCAUCUUCAAAGCCCUCCCCGAUUUCUGCAGAGAGCUUCAAAACGAAGGGAAAAAUCAAAAUCCAUCGGGGUUUUUCAUUGGGGCCUAUCCAGGCUCAUUUUACCAGAGACUUUUCCCCAAUAAUUGCUUGCACUUUGUCUAUUCCUCUUACAGCCUCCACUGGCUUUCUAGGGUUCCUGAGGGACUUCGAAAUGAAUUGGGGGAACCACUGAACAGAGGCACCAUUUAUAUAUCGGAGAGGAGUCCGAUUUCCAUAGCGGAGGCUUACGUGAAGCAAUUCCGGCGAGAUUUCGGGGAGUUCCUGAGGAAGCGAGCGGAGGAGGUGGUUUCCGGCGGCCGGAUGGUGCUGAUCUUGCUCGGAAGAGACGGUGCCGAUCAUGUCGAUAGAGGAAAUUCCUUCUUGUGGCACCUUCUUGCUCGCGCCUUCGCCAUCUUAGUCUCGCAGGGAAAAGUGAAAGAGGAGGAGGUAGAUAGAUACGACGUGAAUUUCUACGCACCGAACAAAGAUGAGAUAGAAGAGGAAGUAAAAAGAGAAGGGUCGUUCGGGUUGGAGAGAAUAGAGAAGUUUGAGUUAGAAAAGAAGGUGAAAAACGGCGAGAGCUACGGGAAAGAAGUGGCAAAGACUGUUAGAGCCAUUCAAGAAUCUAUGAUAUCUCACCAUUUCGGUGAUGCAAUUUUGGAGUCUUUGUUUCAUAAUUACAGUACCAUUUUGGACGAAGAAUCUGCCAAACAAGAUAUCAAACCCAUCUCUUUUGUUAUCGUUCUUACAAAGUUUUAAAUUAUUUAUUUUGAAAAAAUUCUUAGUCUCACAUUUUUUGUAAUAUUUCUACUUCAUUUCUUAUCGAUUUAGUGUCGUUCUAAUUGUCUCA